UAAUUAUCUCAAUUGAGUUCAAUUGUUCGCGAUGCCUUUCAACAAACUGUCCAUAGAUAAAAUUUGGCAUUCAUGAAUUGUCGGAUUGUCAUAGAUUUUAACCAUGUUGAGAUAUCGAUUGUGCAAGCCAUAGGAAAUAUGAAAGUGCCUAUUGUUGGGGCAGUAGUACUACUGGCGUGUCUUGCGACAGUGCAGAGUCUGGUUUGCUUGAACUGUCCUGACGCGGCGCAUCCCAGAUUUUGUAAACACGUGACAACGUGUUCUGUGGGAGAGAAAUGCGGCAUCGAGACAUUUGUAUCAACUGACGGCGACUUAUUAUAUAAGCUGGGCUGUGUGGACACGAACUUCUGUACGGCGACACCUUCCUUAAAAAGCCAGAAUGGUAACCAUGGAAACCAAUUUGUCGCCUGCCAGUCUUGUUGCGACAAUCACGAUUUGUGCAACGACGUUGGUUGCAACAGUACUGGAUUUCCGAUAAACAGGGGCCCAAUUUGCUUCAACUGUGAAGCCUUGCCCGGAGACUAUGCAUGCCAUAAGGUCGAACAUUGUGAGCCACAUGAGGUUUGUUUCAAAGAUGCUACAUUGGAAUUUCAAACCGACAUGAUGUAUUCAAGCGGCUGCCGAUCAAAACAUAAUUGCGCGGACAACAUUGUCGAUCCAGUCGUUCUCUUAGGAAAGCGACACGUGACCGAUGACGUAUACACUGAAAACAAAAGAUCCGUGAGCGUUUGCACAAGCUGUUGCGCGGGAGAUCUGUGCAAUGUACAGUGUAAAGGCACGGGUCAGUACCCCCCGCCGACCACUACGUCAACGACUUUGUCGACCACAUUGCAGACCACUGUGUCGUCUACUAUGUCCACAGAUACGACAACAACGACCACGAUGACAUGGUUACAAUCCACCCCUGAGCUUCCGCCAGUUGUUGGUAUGCGUGUGGAAAGAGGUCCCGACUGGCACUGGUUGAAUCAGGACGGAAACGGUCCGGGGACAGUCACGGGAAUCCCUGUGGCCGGCUGGGUUACUGUGAGAUGGGACAACAACGGUAAUAAGAAUUCAUACCGGUACGGCUUCAAUAACACAUACGACGUCCAGCCGAUUAGCGCGACCACAACAAAGAUCACGGCAAAUGCGACCACAACCACGAUCACGGUAAAUGCGACCACAACCACGAUCACGGCAAAUGCGACCACAACCACGAUCACGGCAAAUGCGUCCACAACCACGACUACUGCAAAUGCCACCGAAACAGUGACCGCACGGAUGCCUAUUCUACAGGUGAACGAUACUGUUGUACGAGGACCUGAUUUGAUGUGGCUGGAUCAGGACGGAAACGGUUCAGGCACAGUUAUUGACGUCCCUAUGGCCGGCUGGGUAGGUGUAAGGUGGGACAACACAGGCAUUAUGAAUUCAUACCGGUAUGGUGCCGAUAACAAACACGACGUCCAGCCGAUUAGCGCGACCACAACGGCCGCUGCAACUACGACCGGUCCCAUCUCUGGGACCACGACAGGGGCCUUGUCCGGGGCCACGACCGAAGCCAUGUCCGGUAUCACGACCGGACCCUUGUCCGGGACCGCAAACGGGGCAAUAUCUUGGACCACCACCGGGGCCAUGUCCGAGACCUUGUCCGGGAUCACGACCGGGGCCUUGUCCGGGACCACGAGCGACUCCAUUUCCCAGACCACGACCGGAGCCACGUCACAGACCACAACCGGUGCCUUGUACGAGACUACGAGCGGGUCAAUACCCGGGACCACAACCGGCGCCAUGUCCGGGACCAAAAUCGGGACCAUGUAUGGUGGGACCACAACCGGGGCCACUACAAAUACCUCCCUGUGCAAACCCCUGAACGCUCCCGCCCACAUGCAUUUAAAGUCGGAGAUGUCGUGGUUCGAGGGACGGACUGGCGACAUGGCUCCCAGAUGCUGGUAUACCGGUAUUAUGUUUUCUGGAUGAUGAUCAAAACGGGAUCCGUCAGGUUGGCGUGGCCGUAGCCGGGCCUCCCCAGACCCCGCCCCAGUGGCUGGAUUCGCCGGGCGGGUAUUCUAACACCUACCGCGUGGGCUUCGACGGCCACUGAGAUAUACGGGCGGCAUAGAAUGUCUGGCGACACAUACGUGUGUUUGCCCUCGAUUUACAUGUAUUUGAAGAAGUGUUCAUUUCAUUACAAUAUAUCAAUUGA
Molecule: messenger RNA, 2182 nt
Organism: Dreissena polymorpha
Lineage: Eukaryota; Metazoa; Mollusca; Bivalvia; Myida; Dreissenidae
Product: mucin-5AC-like
Exons: 15
Coding region: 73-1956 (627 amino acids)
Biological process (GO): protein ubiquitination
Cellular component (GO): cytoplasm
Molecular function (GO): ubiquitin-protein transferase activity; metal ion binding
Source: RefSeq, a predicted model, not a curated record